Messenger RNA from Rubroshorea leprosula, 1924 nucleotides. Lineage: Eukaryota; Viridiplantae; Streptophyta; Magnoliopsida; Malvales; Dipterocarpaceae. The record is from the annotation of a GenBank genome assembly.
CAAUCAAAGCCUUCGCCACCGUUCUCUAUCAUUGAUCUCCGCCACCGCCAUGACCACUGUCACCGACCUCUCUCUUUUCCGCCCAUCACUCUCCCUCUCACUCUCCAAACCCAUUUCGAGGCCCCACAUCAACAGACCUUUCAAGCUUUGCUGCUCUAUCGCGGAGGGGCCCACGCGUUCCGUAUCAACCAUCGAUGGUGGAGAACCGGUCCCCGCCGCGGAUUGCGUAAUUGUUGGAGGUGGGAUCACCGGCCUCUGUGUUGCCCAAGCGCUCGCCACCAAGCACCGGGACGUUGUUCCAAAUGUGAUUGUGACGGAGGCUAAGGACCGAGUUGGUGGCAACAUCAUCACUGUUGAGAGGGACGGAUAUCUCUGGGAAGAGGGACCCAACACUUUCCAGCCGUCUGAUUCUAUGCUCACCUUGGUGGUGGAUAAUGGGUUGAAGGAUGAUCUGGUUCUGGGUGACCCUAAUGCACCACGAUUUAUAUUGUGGGAUGGAAAGUUGAGGCCUGUUCCUUCCAAGCUGACUGACCUGCCGCUUUUUGAUUUAAUGAGCAUUGGUGGAAAACUAAGAGCUGGUUUUGGUGCUAUUGGCAUUCGCCCUCCUCCUCCAGGUCAUGAAGAAUCAGUUGAGGAGUUUGUGCGCCGUAACCUGGGUGAUGAGGUUUUUGAGCGCUUGAUUGAACCAUUUUGUUCAGGUGUUUAUGCAGGGGAUCCUUCAAAGCUAAGCAUGAAAGCAGCAUUUGGAAAAGUUUGGGAGCUAGAGCAGAAUGGUGGUAGCAUUGUUGGGGGUGCUUUCAAAGCCAUCCAGGAGAAAAAUAAAGCACCCAAGCCAGCCCAGGACCGGCGUCUACCAAAACAAAAAGGCCAAACAGUUGGAUCUUUUAGGAAAGGUCUUUCUAUGUUGCCUGAAGCAAUUUCCGCUAGUUUGGGUAGCAGAGUUAGAUUAUCAUGGAAGCUCUCGAGCAUCACUAAGUUGGAUGGAGGAUAUAAUUUGACAUAUGAAACUCCAGGAGGAGUGGCGUCUCUUCAGACUAAAACUGUUGUCAUGACCAUCCCGUCCCAUAUUGCCAGUAGUCUGUUGAAUCCUUUAUCAGCUGUCACCGCUGACGCACUAUCCAAGUUUUAUUACCCACCAGUUGCAGCAGUCUCCAUUUCAUAUCCAAAAGAAGCAAUUAGAACAGAAUGCUUGAUUGAUGGUGAACUUAAGGGGUUCGGCCAAUUGCACCCACGCAGCCAAGGGGUGGAAACUUUAGGGACUAUAUACAGUUCCUCACUUUUUCCUAAUCGAGCACCACCAGGAAGGGUUUUGCUUCUGAACUUUAUUGGUGGUGCUACAAACCCUGGAAUUUUGUCGAAGACCGAAGGUGAGCUUGUGGAAGCAGUUGACCGUGAUUUAAGAAAAAUGCUCAUAAAUCCUAACUCAACAGAUCCUCUUGUAUUGGGUGUUAGAGUAUGGCCACAAGCCAUUCCACAAUUCUUGGUUGGUCAUUUCGAUCUCCUAGAUACUGCAAAAGCCGCACUGAGGGAUUCUGGGUUUGAUGGUCUAUUUCUUGGGGGCAACUACGUCUCUGGUGUAGCCUUGGGAGGAUGUGUGGAAGGUGCUUAUGAGGUUGCAGCUGAGGUGAAGAAUUUCCUAUCACAGUAUACAUACAAAUAAUAUUUGCACAUACAAACCAUUAAUAAGACAUCCCAUUGAAAUUCACCCGGAUUACAACUUCUUCAUAUAGACAUGGAUUGAAGAAUAGUUUUUAGACUCAAAUUUUGAGUGGUUGAUAUCAGAAAUACAGUUCCUAACAAUAUACAUGUCUAUUUUUGUUUUAGUUCUUUCUUUUUUUCUUUUUCUUUUUUUUUGUGUCCCUUGAUACAUGGAUGUUUUUUUGUACUUGGUUGUUGGUUAUAGCAAUAAUAACAUUUUUAUUGU